AGGAACUUACAAAUGUGGUUUCACAUGUGAGCUCUUCAGACUUUCUAUAGACACAGCUCACUAGAGCAGAUCAGUAUUCUGUCAGAGACGUGUGUGUGUGAAGUGUGUUAACAGACAGCUGGUUGUGGAGGAUGAAGCUGCUCCAUGGACUGAUCCUGGUUACGUCUGUCCUGGUUCUGGCUGCAGGACACAGUGUGGACUCUGGAUGUUUGGACUUUAACUUUGAUUUGAACGACUCCAACAGCAAGUGCUGCAUAAAGUGUAAACCAGGAAACCGUCUUGUGACUGGUUGUGGUCCGGAUCUAAAUGCCUUGUGUACUCCAUGUGAAAAAAACAACUUUAUCACUGAUGGAAACCCAUGGGUGUGCAAGAUAUGUGAUAAGUGUUCAGGUAAAAACAGGCAGGUGAAGGUGAACUGCACCGCCAGCAGCGACACAGUUUGUGAGUGUAAACCGGGGUAUCGAUGUGCUAAUGACAAAUGCUCGAGAUGCAUCGAAGAGUGUGGCAAAGGACAGCAGCCCAGUGCAGCGGGCUGUGAGCCGUGUCCUCCAGGGACGUACAAUGACAAGAUCCAUCAAUACUGCGUCAACUGGACCAAAUGUAUGCAGCCAGACCAUCAAAUAAAUGAGUUGGGAAAUGCAUACAGAGACGUGAUCUGUGGACUUAAACCAGUCACCAAACCUGCAGUGCUGCCUCCCAGUGACUCAAGUGCUACAGAGAUCACUGUUAUUUUCAUCGUCUUUGGGCUCAUCAGCAUAGCAAUACCUGUUGUUACAAUCUUCUUCCUGGAGUGGAGAAAAGGAAAGGCCAUUCAGAAACCCCAUGUCGACAAUGAAACUCUAGCAGGAGGAGGACAGACUCCGAUGUCUCUUCUGGAUGAGACCAGCUUCUGUUUUCCUCAGCAGGAGCACGGCGUUAGCAGUCAGAGUUCAACCGCCUCACUGGUCUCACAGGACAUCGGGCCCCUGGAAGCAUGAACUUGUGUUGUACAGCAAGCCGAAUGCAAACGAGCAUUUAUUUGUAGUUAUAUGCAGAUAUGUAUAAUGUCAUGUAUUUACUGAAUUCUACUGGAAUCCUGUCAUUAAAUCACGUUCGUGAAAUUUUGUUGAUGUUAAAGUAGCUAAAGUGUUUAAGAAUGUAACAUGUUUUCAUAUUAUGCCCAUGUUCUGAAUUAAUACAUUAUUACUUUAUGUACUGCUAGGUUCAAACCUUUCUGAAAAUGUGCUCAGAUUAUUUUGAAAACAGUAAGAUGUUAACACAUUAUACAAAAGAAAAACGUUGAGACUAAUGUAAGACUAAUAUGACCUCUUUCAGAAGUGCUCUCAAAAUGUGCUCAAAUGACUUUUAUUAUGAAAAUGCAUAACACGUUGCAAAAUAAGAGAAAAAAAAAUGUGAGACUCACAAAAUCACUCAAAUUGUGCUCAGAUUAAUUUUUAUUUGGAAAAUAUGCAAGAUGUUAAAACAAAUUAAAAAAGUAGUGCUGUGAAAUGAUUCACGGCAAUUAAUCACAUUAAAAACAAGAGUUUUGUGUUUACAUAAUGUA
This is a messenger RNA of Puntigrus tetrazona (Sumatra barb), 1543 nucleotides long. It is a transcript of the gene tnfrsf9b, whose product is annotated as tumor necrosis factor receptor superfamily, member 9b. Gene Ontology annotation, biological process: signal transduction; apoptotic process; regulation of cell population proliferation. Gene Ontology annotation, molecular function: cytokine binding; transmembrane signaling receptor activity. Lineage: Eukaryota; Metazoa; Chordata; Actinopteri; Cypriniformes; Cyprinidae. The record is from RefSeq and is a predicted model, not a curated record. The transcript is spliced from 7 exons. The coding region runs from base 132 to 977 and encodes 281 amino acids. Gene Ontology annotation, cellular component: membrane; external side of plasma membrane.